AUGACUGUGCGCGGAGGGGGCGGAGUUAACCCUUACUCUGCGACACAUGCUCAGCAUUCAGAAUCGUUUCGCACUGUCACCCUUCUCGCAACAGAUCUUGCGCCCUCGCUCUGCGACACCUAUUGAGCAAAGAAAGCCGCCAAGUCCCAGAAGCCCCGUGAUGGAGCCAAGAAGAGACACAACAAGAGAAAGGAGUCGUACUCGACCUACAUCUACCGUGUUCUCAAGCAAGUCCAUCCAGACACCGGAGUCUCGUCGAAGGCUAUGUCGAUCAUGAAUUCGUUCGUGAACGACGUUUUCGAGAGAAUCGCCGCUGAAGCUUCCCGAUUGGCCCACUACAACAAGAGAUCGACCAUCUCGUCUCGCGAAAUCCAAACCGCGGUCAGAUUGAUCUUGCCGGGAGAAUUGGCGAAACACGCCGUUUCGGAAGGAACCAAGGCUGUCACCAAGUACACCUCCAGCAAGUAA
Caenorhabditis bovis is the source of this 468-nucleotide messenger RNA. Lineage: Eukaryota; Metazoa; Nematoda; Chromadorea; Rhabditida; Rhabditidae. The record is from the annotation of a GenBank genome assembly.